UCACAGACAUUAGUUUCCGCUCCUUAACAGUGACAGCAGAGUUAGCUACACCGCCGGACUCAUCCGCUUGUGGUGGAACAGGUGGUCACAGUGGGCUUUUACCCACGUCAGACGUGUAUUCAUCAACCUGGACAUACUGGAGGAUACAGCCCAAACUUUCUAACGGUGAGGACUCUACAACAGCAGGAUGCUGCUUGGAGGCGCUCAGAAAAGAGAUUCAAGCACCAGUGAGCUGUUCAAUUCUCUGAAGGUGUAUCUGAACAACAAGGACAGAAUACAGCCAUUUAUUGGCUUGAGCAGUAUAAUAGAAUGUGUGAAGACAGGGACACGUAAAACGCAAGUAUUCUACCUGUGUGAGGUGUGCUUGUGUCGACUCAACAAAGCUGAUAUGCGAUGCCACAUCCUCGGAAGUCUCCACAGAUACAACUACAUUAAAACCUGGCACCCUCACUUCGUGUCUGAGUGGAAGGGGAACCCCAACCUGUCAGAGCUGGCCUGGCCACUGAUGGAGAUCGCCAAGAAAAUAGAAGAAAAAGAGGGAACAGGGUGUAUCCAGGUGUUAGAGUUUGAAGAGGAUUUGUACCAAACACUGGAAAUGCAAAGUGGUGACAAUGCAAUAACUUUGAUAAAUUCAUGGCAUUUGACGCGGAGUGAACCUGACAAUGAUUGUGACCAGCUGGAAAACAACUCCACACCUCAACAGAGGACUGUCUUGUUUUCCGAGAGUCCUCAGAGGCAACCUGAAGGGCACACUGACGAUGGCUUGAAAUUCUUUAACACACAUAGAUUAUAUCAGGCCUCUGCAGACAAUAACAGUCCUUUAAUACAAGAAUCUGUAUAUGCCCCUUUUAAGCAAUACUGGUCACAAAGUCACAAUGAAUCACAAAAUAUCCAGACCUCACCUGAGCCAUCGGAGAACAACAGCUUUCUAGAUGACUACACAGGACCAAAGCCUCUCAUUGGUCUUGAGAAUGUGGUUGAGUGUAGAAGUGAAGACGGCCGCACAUACUGUUUCUUAUGUCACUGGUGCUGUGUCAGAGCCAACAAAUAUGACAUCAUCGAUCACCUGACCUGCUCCUCCCAUCUCUUCAACAUCUUGAUGGAAACUCAUCCUGAGCAGGUGGAGCUCUUGUCAGCAGAUAUUAAUGACAAUUAUCAGCUUCUUCAGUCACUGGCCAUGGAAGUGGAGCAUAAUGAGGGCAGAAGAGAGCUCAAGGUGUUAAAGGUCCCAGAGUCCCUCUGUAGUCUCAUGACUGGCAGAAGUUACCAUUGGUGGCUGAAUGUGAUCCAGAACUAUGAUGCAGGCUUUCCAGAGAAACAGGAGCCGGUGCAGUCAAAAUGGGCGAAGAGGAGGAAGAAGAAGAAGAGCAAAGUGUCUGAUACCGUGUUUAAGGUAACCCUGCCUCUUGUCCGAGGCUCAUUGCUGAUGAGGAGGACAUCUUUCAGUGGAGACGGCCAGCUGGUGUCCCCAACAUACUGGCCUCCAGCAGAUGCAGGUGUACAUACCUCACCAGAAUUGGAGGACUUGGAGCUGGACUGUUACUCUAAUUCAGAUAGCUUUAAUUACUCAGAGAACACUUUAAUGGAUGCAAACUCACAAUUUCAACCAAAUGAUUGCAGUGAAAGUGCAGAUCAAGAUGUUGAACAACAGGUGGAUGGCUGCUUCAUUGACACUGACUGCAUUAAACGAACUGAAGACCUAAAAGUAACUGUUUAUGUGGAAGGAAAUGCUGAGACACAGUGUUGUCCCAGUGCAUAUGAAGUGGGACACAGUGCAGCCCAAGAAGAACAAAAUGAUGAAACCUCACACAAACCCGUCUGGGCUUCUUCCAACUUCUACCUGUGUGGAGGUGACUACACCAACCACUGGUAUAGUUCACCUCAUCACAAUGAAGUUGGUGCAAAAAGCAUAAUGGAGACGAGCUCAGAAGCUCCUCAACAUCAUCAUCAACAGUUCCAAAAUCAGGAUAUGGUCCAAGAUCGUCCAAGUCAGUUUACAGCCAACAUGGGCCACCAUUUCGUAUCUGGGGGACUAGCUCCUAAUUUUGAUGUUGGCAUGAACACAUAUCCUCACUUUGGACACCCCUCUGCGCACUGCAGCAGCAUCACACCAGAGCAAGUACAGUUUCCUCACAUCGACCAGACAAAAUUACACAAAUAUGAAUACAUGCCGCUUUAUUUUGGCCAUGCCCAGACACAUUCCAUGGACUGUCAAGGGGUGACAUAUGACCCCAACUGCAAUACUCACAAUGGGACAACCCCACAGUCUCAGAAGCACUAGAUGGGAGGCAGUCCAGUCAUACAAGCCCACUCUAGUGUCCAAUGAUGUGGAUUUGUCAGGUGAGAUUUCAGGCAGUGCACAAGAAACAGCUCCAUUUAAGUGUACAGUUUCCAAUUUUACAUGUUUGCUUUCUGUAGAGCUGUCAGACAGAAUGUUUUAAGAAUUUGUUUUUUGUUCUUCAGAAAUGGGGGUCUCUUCAAGGGGAAACCUAUAUGUGGUACUUUUCAUCUUUCCAUCUUCACUUUUUAAGCUUUGUGAUUACAAAUGCCAUAAUUACCUUUCAGCAUAUUGUAUUUCAAGUAGUCUAGCAGUAAUUCAGACUCAUGCACCUCCUCUUUUCACACAGCACAAAAUGUAGCCUAUGAUGGUAGAUUUUACACACUGUGUCCAGACUCCCUUCUGCAGACACUUAAUACUUCAGAGACACACCCUCAAGAUCUGUUUGGCAUCUUUUGGUGAGUCUUCCUACUGCAGCUUAAAAAGUAGUGUUUUUUCACGUUUUAUUCUUUAUAUACAUUAUGUAUGGAUAUACAUGUCUGAUAUUGGACACAUUGAGGAAACUCACAAAUGAAAAGCAUUUGCAUCCACAGUUCAAGUGUUGAGGUUCAGUCUAAUAGUUGUAGAAUCUGGUCCAUAGUUCCAUCCAUAGUUCAGGGGAGUAUGAGAUUCAGUCUCAAAGUUGUAGUAUCUGGUCUGCGAAAAAAAAAAAAUAAAUAAAUAAAAAAAUUUUUUAAACUCUUUGUCAUACCAAGCUGUGCAAGCAGCUUUUCAGAUAAGAUAAUUUAGUUUUUUAAGUAUUCUGUGCUACUACUUGUUCUUUUUUGUACAGUGAUGCCUGUCAGGCUGCAUUUGUCACAAGCUCAUGCCUGAAAAAUUUUGAUAACUUUAAUUAUUUUCAGGUCUUAAAUGUUAUUAUUUUAUAUUUGUACUUGAUCUGCUUUACUUUUGAAAAGGAAAGGUCAGACCUGGUUAUAUUUACGUACUGACAAAGUGAAAUGGACUGUUACCCUUGAAUAUGUUUAUAAUAAAUUGAUU
Messenger RNA from Sphaeramia orbicularis (orbiculate cardinalfish), 3316 nucleotides. RefSeq lists its product as uncharacterized. The transcript is spliced from 11 exons. NCBI's taxonomy places the organism in Eukaryota, Metazoa, Chordata, Actinopteri, Kurtiformes, Apogonidae. Bases 188 to 2281 code for a protein of 697 amino acids. The record is from RefSeq and is a predicted model, not a curated record.